UCUGAGAUAGUUUCGCGUUUCAACGUAGGAAACACAGGAAAGGAUAUAUAUGCAUAUGAAUAUAUAGAAAUGGCAUUGGCUUCCCUUAUAUUUUGCAAGGACACAAGAAUUGGUAUAUCCAAUUUCAUUUUCUUAACACAUUUGAUCCUACUGAUAGCGCCUAAUAUUGCGACAAACGUUCUUUUGUGCAAAGAGGACGACUGCAAGCAGCUCGGAAGGGAUAUCAAGGAAAGUAUGAAUCCCACAGUGAAUCCAUGCGAUGAUUUUUAUGAAUUUGUUUGCGGAAAUUGGAGAAACGGAUUUCCUGACAUCACCAAUAAAUCUUCUUUCAAUCUAUUGGAUAGAGCCCUGCAGGUGGCAAACGAACGACUUAAAGAAAUUAUAGAAGAGCAGCCGAGUAAUGAUAUUGAUUCCUUGAUGAAAGCAAAAGAGUGGCACAAGAUCUGUGUAGACGAUGUAACAUUGAGCCAGAAAGAAGUUAAGCCGAUUGAAGAAAUUCUGAAAGAUCUGGGUGGAUGGCCAACUAUACUACCACAUUGGGAUCGCCGUGACUGGCAAGACAUUAACAAUCAAUAUACAAUUACAUCAGCUGGGGAAUCGCCUUUCUAUAAAAUAGAUACGAUACCUGACCUAGAAUCUGACCCCCAACGAGUAAUAUUAGAGCUGUCCCCGCCGACAUUUUUGAUACCCACGAAUGUUUUAUUGGAUCCCAAUACCAAUGAUAAGAAAUUUAAUGCUUAUGUCGACUUCUUCAGAAAAAUUGUGGACGUUUUUCUGCAAUCCAGUAAUAUCCACGUUGACCCAAAUGUGAUAAUAACAGAUCUCGUCGAAAUGUUGGUCCUAGAAAUGUACCUAACUGAGGCUGCUAAAGAUGAUAAACCAGCAGACUCGGCCCUAUCAAUCAGGUUAACUAUCUCUGAAUUGCAGUAUCGAUACAAUGAGAUAAAUGGCAAUAACCCUAAAUCUCAGAUCAACUGGCUUGACGUUCUCCGAAAUGCGGUAGGAAUCGUUGGGGCACAAAUUAACGAAUGGGAAGAAGUGGAAGUAAUCAAUAUUGAUUAUUUCGACAAACUUCCUAUCAUUUUAUAUUUCACGAAUGAACGAGCCAUCGUGAACCACAUUCAUUGGCAAUUUGUUUCUCACUGGAUACGUUACACGACUCCGACAUUGAGAGAGCUCUUUCAAAAGUUCACUAAUGAAAUGACUUCUAACACCGAAAUUGUACCGAGGUGGUUGGAGUGCAUUAAAUUAAACCCCUUUGACCGGGCAAUUACAUACGAAUAUUUAAGAAAGUAUGUGCCAGAUGCAAAUAAAGAGACUUUUGAGCACAUACUAAAUGAUACUAAGUUUGCCCUGGGCCAGCAGAUAUCAAAUGCCAACUGGAUGGAUGAACAAUCGAAGAAUGCAUCAUGGACAAAAUUAAUGUCAAUUGUUGCAAUGCUAGAAGGUCCACCAAUGUAUCGAAACCCCAUUGAAAUCGAUGAAUUUUACUCGCAGUUGCCCGUCGUACCUGACAGUUUUUUCGAAAAUGUAAAGAAUCAGAGGUAUGGUACUUUUACAAGAACUUUACAAAUGAAUGUAGAUGAGCAUCUAGAAGAUGACGAAUGGCACGACAUGUCCGUAGGGGAUUCCCUAUACUUCGUUGAUAUAAAUACAUUAUAUUUUUUCAUACCGUUGUUGACAAAUCCAAUGUUUAUCUCCGGAUCAUCUAACAUUGUACAACUGUACAAUUAUGGUUUUGUUGGAUCUGCCAUAGCCCAUGAAUUCGGAUACGUCUUUGACGAUACUGGAAGAUAUUUCAAUGAAAAUGGCCAAGAAGCCCCACUAUGGUCACUAGCCACUAACGAGCAAUUCAAAAAGAUACGAUCUUGUUUUGUUGAACAAUUUAACAAUUACGAUAUUCCAGGAAUAAGAAAUGAGGCUACCGGACAACCUAUUAAAGAAGAUGGCGAGAAGACAUUCAACGAAAAUUUGGCCGACGCCAUCGGUUUGAGAGCGGCCUUUGCCGCUUUUCAAGAAAAAAGCAAAAAUUUGCAAUUAGAAAGACUUCCAAAUUUAGAGAAAUACGACAAUAAUCAGCUAUUCUUCAUAUCGUACGCCAAUCGUUUGUGCGAUUACAAAAAGCCGGAUGAAUUGAAAGAUUUUUAUUCGAGAAAGGACAGACAGCACAGCAUAAAUUCGUUAAGGGUAAAUGCUGAACUUUCAAAUAUGGAAGCCUUCAGUCAAGUUUUCAAAUGUCAGCAGUACGACAAAAUGAAUCAACAAUCCAAAUGCAAUUUGUGGUAAUACUAUAUAUUUGCGUAGCACAGAAAAGGAUUUUUCAGGUUUAUUAAAGCAGUUAUGACUCCCUUCGAAUAUACGAAUAAAUGGUACAAAUGAUGCUGCUUAUUCGUGGAUAACCAAAUGAAGCUUCUACGAUUAUCUCAACAUAAUGUAAAAUAAAGUCCCUGGUAUGAGUCUAUUUAUUUAAACGGGCUAAUCUCUAAAAAGACUGAAUUUUCGGAGAUUAUUAUGUGAUUUCCACUAUUCUACAGAAUAUAUCUCGACGAAGGUUUAGGAUUAUCGAUAUUAUAGGAAACAUUAAUCUAUGAGAAGAGGAAGCCGAUUUUAGUAAAACAAGUAAACGAAGAAAUUGCCGUGCGACCAUCUUCUUGGCUUACGCUACCUAAAUCGUUAAAUAUAUAUCGAAACAAUGUGAAAGUAA
This is a messenger RNA of Orussus abietinus, 2704 nucleotides long. RefSeq names its product neprilysin. Gene Ontology annotation, biological process: protein processing. The record is from RefSeq and is a predicted model, not a curated record. The transcript is spliced from 18 exons. Gene Ontology annotation, molecular function: metalloendopeptidase activity. NCBI's taxonomy places the organism in Eukaryota, Metazoa, Arthropoda, Insecta, Hymenoptera, Orussidae. Bases 70 to 2286 code for a protein of 738 amino acids. Gene Ontology annotation, cellular component: plasma membrane.